This is a messenger RNA of Penicillium oxalicum, 552 nucleotides long. Its product is annotated as proteasome maturation protein. Gene Ontology annotation, biological process: proteasome assembly. The record is from RefSeq and is a predicted model, not a curated record. Gene Ontology annotation, cellular component: nucleus; cytoplasm. Lineage: Eukaryota; Fungi; Ascomycota; Eurotiomycetes; Eurotiales; Aspergillaceae. Bases 1 to 552 code for a protein of 183 amino acids. The transcript is spliced from 2 exons.
AUGAACUUCAUUGACGUCUCUCUGCCCUUCCAGUCUCUCCGCAUUGCACCUCCAAGCGGUAACCGCACCUCCACAACCAACACCACCACCCGCCAGCAGACCUCACAAGUUGCCCACCUGUCCAAGGGGGCUCCCUCUGCCCCCGGUCUGCCCGAUACUCUCCGCAACAAGCUCACUCUCCCCGCCACGGCAACCGCCUCGUCCACCAACCACCCAUCUUUAUCAGAGAUCCCUGCCUCCACACACCCCCUGGAAGCUCGCCUGCUCGCCUGGCGUGCCACCCAGGACUCGAUGAAGAUGGAAUCUCUGCGUCGCGCCUACGGUAUCGCCGAGCCGGUGCGUCGUGGAAUGGAGCUCAAGAUCGUCCGGGAUGGCACGUUCCGGCCCGCCGUGUUGGGUGGAAUGAGGGGUGGUAAUGUGCACGAAGACAUCCUUGCGCUUGGCGGAAGAGAUACGGAGAUUGGCUGGGAGGAUGUGUUCCAGGGCGACGAGCUUCGGGAACCACCCUCGUUCCACGACGAGAUGGAGAAGAGACUGAAGAUGGACUUUUAA